Messenger RNA from Toxorhynchites rutilus septentrionalis, 4758 nucleotides. RefSeq lists its product as uncharacterized. The coding region runs from base 1 to 4758 and encodes 1585 amino acids. The record is from RefSeq and is a predicted model, not a curated record. Lineage: Eukaryota; Metazoa; Arthropoda; Insecta; Diptera; Culicidae. The transcript has a single exon. Gene Ontology annotation, molecular function: zinc ion binding; nucleic acid binding.
AUGGAAGACCUUAAUUCUCCCCGGAACUGUCAGUCCUGUGCCCGGAAGGACUCUGCAGAGGCAGAAAUGGUGCAAUGUGAUGCAUGUAAGCUUUGGGAACACUUUAGUUGUGCCGGUGUCGAUGAUCAUAUCAAGCAGUCAAGUGCCUCUUACUUCUGCAAGGGAUGCGAUAAGCAAGGGACGUCCGGUGACGAUCAUCUUCAAGUUCCCGUUACCGACCAUCAUCCUGCCAAGGGAUCUAAGACAGGUCCGAAAACUAGUUCGAGGAAGGGCUCAAAACACCGAGCGAAGUGCAUCGAUCCUACUGGAAGCGUAUCAUCGAGUGUUCGUAUGACAGUGUUAACAGAACAGCUGAAGCUGAAUGAAGAAGAACGGGUCAUGAAGGAACAGGAGUUGAAGGAGCAAGAAGAGAUGAAUAAGCGAAUGAUGGAAGAAAAAGAGCGCCAGUUAGAAGAGAAGCGGAAGCUUGCAGAAGAGACUAAAUUGCUUCGCGAACGCAAGUUGAAAGAAGAUUUAGAGCUAAAACAGAAACAACAACGAGCGAGGAGAGAAUCGCUUGAAAAGCGUCAGGAGAUUAUCCGAGAAAUAGCAGAGGCAAGCAGCCGAGGUGGGUAUGUCGUCAAUUCCGAACAAAAGGUGAAAAAUUGGCUGGAAGGACAGGAUACUGGAAGAUCAGAGGGAAAUCGAGUUGGACGAAUAAAUGAUCCCAACCUGAACAGGAUUCCCGAUGACCCAGCAGAGCUUGAACCCCUCUCGCAGCCGCCAGCGUUACAGAUGUCUCCAGCUCCAGUGCUACUAAAUUCUUCCGUUUCGGUUAUACCACCUUCGACCCCUGCACAUACAUUUUCUACUCAAACACUGUCUCAAGCGCAAAUAGCUGCGCGACAAGUCCUCGGAAAAGAUUUACCAAAUUUCAGUGGAAAUCCAGAAGACUGGCCGGUCUUCAUUAGUAACUACGAGCAGUCUACGGCCACUUGUGGUUACUCAGAUGCAGAAAACUUGGUUCGCCUCCAACGAUGCUUAAAGGGCAACGCUCUAGAUUCCGUUAGAAGUCGUUUGCUUCUGCCGGCGAGUGUACCACACGUCGUUCAGACACUGCGUAUUCUUUUUGGGAGACCAGAUCUCAUCAUCAGGUCAUUGAUAAACAGGAUCCAUCAACUCCCACCUCCAAAGUACGAACGUCUGGAAACCCUGAUGCAUUUCGGCCUCGCUGUACAAAAUCUGGUGGACCAUCUCAAAGCAGCGGGUCAACACAAUCAUCUUUCGAACCCAGUUCUCCUACAGGAGCUGGUAGAGAAGUUGCCUGGUUCAUUAAGGCUAGACUGGGCGAUUUAUAAGAAUCAACACCAACCAACAACGCUUGGCGUUUUCGGCGAUUUCAUGUCGGGGCUAGUGACAGCUGCAAGUGAAGUCUCGUUCACCCAUCCGGAACCUAGUACUCUCCAGAAAUUUGCAUUGCAGUCGGAUAUCCGAGCUAACCGACAGAAAAGUGGAAAAACUGGUAUUUUGCAAGCACAUUCCACUGCACAAGCUGAAGGUGCCGCGUCCAAUAGCGCUUCAACCGAGCCUAAACCGUAUAAGCAGUGUCUAUCGUGUGGCCGAGCGGGCCAUCGUGUAGCCGAAUGUGAACAAUUCAGCGACGCCAGCAUCGACGAACGCUGGAAGCUGGUUCAGCAGAAGGGGCUUUGUCGAACAUGCCUUAACAGUCACGGUAAAUGGCCGUGUCGCUCAUGGCAUGGUUGUGGUAUACCAGAAUGUCGUCAGCGGCACCACACACUUCUUCAUUCGUCCACUACUCAUGAAAGAGUGAAUAUUUCGUCUAGCCAUGUAACAUCCGGAAACCUCCAGUGGCCCCUUUUUCGCAUCCUCCCAGUUACCCUCUACGGUCCCAAUACAUCUCAAACUAUCUACGCCUUUAUUGACGAAGGCUCAUCAUAUACACUCCUUGAUGAAUCGGUAGCAGACCGACUAAACGUCAGUGGCAAACUUGAGCCGCUUACCUUGAAGUGGACUGGGAACGUAACGAGGGUAGAGCCAAAAUCGCGAUGUGUGUGCCUCAGCAUCUCGGGUAAAAACAACAAAUCCCGAUAUACUCUCUCUCAGACUCGUACGGUGAGUCGACUUGAGCUACCUACUCAAAGUCUAAAAUAUGAAGACCUCGCAAAUCGUUAUCCUCAUCUACGGGAGCUUCCGAUUGAAGCCUACGAACUAGUAUGUCCUCAAAUCCUCAUUGGUCUGGACAAUUUGCGCCUGUGCGUUCCACUAAAGUUGCGUGAAGGUGGAUUAAGGGAUCCAAUCGGAGCGAAAUGCAGACUGGGAUGGAGCAUUUACGGGUGCGUUCCUAACUCACCAAAUCAAUCAGCGAUCCUCGGCCUUCAUAUUGGGGCAGUAUCCGAUUCGAAUCGUGAACUGAACGAACAGCUUCGCGAUUAUUUUACUCUGGAAGACAUCGGAGUAGUUGGGCUUCGUGAGCCGCUGGAGUCAACAGACGAAAAACGCGCAAGACAGCUUUUAGAGGAAACAACUCGACGUACACCAUCCGGAUUGUCAUUUGAAACGGGGCUAUUGUGGAAGACCGACAGCACGAGCUUUCCUGACAGCUAUCCAAUGGCCGUCCGACGACUGGAGUCCUUAGAACGGCGGCUUCAGCGAGAACCGGAACUAAAAAAUCGCGUACAGGAGAUAAUUACGGAAUAUGAGCGGAAGGGAUAUAUACAUAAGGCUAGCUUGACGGAGUUGACUUCGGUUGAACCAAAUCGCGUCUGGUAUCUUCCCCUGGGCGUAGUUAUUAACCCUAAAAAGCCUGCGAAGAUUAGAUUGAUCUGGGACGCUGCUGCAAAGGUGGGUGACGUAUCGCUCAACUGUAAACUACUUAAGGGGCCAGAUCUAUUGAUACCUCUCCCGAAAGUCUUGUCUCAAUUCCGCCAAUAUCCGGUGGCUGUGUGUGGUGACUUGAUGGAGAUGUUUCACCAGUUUAAGAUUCGACAUCCAGACUGUCAGUCGCAACGUUUCCUGUCCCGGAAAAGGCCAACUGACCCCCCGCAAGUUUACGUCAUGGAUGUGGGCACCUUUGGAUCAACCUGUUCGCCGGCCUCAGCUCAAUACAUCAUAAAUCUUAACGCAAAAGAAUCCGCCGAAGAAUACCCGCGUGCCGCGGCAGCUAUCAUCGACAGACACUACGUUGACGACUACUUGGACAGCUUCGAGACCAUUCAAGAGGCGAUCGACGUAGUGAAUGAGGUCAAACUGGUGCACUCUAAAGGAGGCUUCACUCUUCGUCGAUUUUUAUCAAAUGAAAUUAAGGUCCUGCAAGGAAUCGGCGAGAUUGCUGAAGAAGAAUUCAAAAGUUUGGACCUGGAACGAGGUGAGAAAACUGAGUCGGUAUUGGGCAUGAAAUGGAUCCCGCGAGACGAUCUAUUUGUCUACACUUUCGGGGACAGGGAAGAUCUGCAACAGAUUCUACGCCAAGAUCAUGUUCCCUCGAAACGUGAGGUUGCCAGACUAGUCAUGAGCCUGUUCGACCCACUUGGCUUCAUUGCAUUUUACCUCGUCAUCGGUAAAAUGCUCAUUCAGGAGCUCUGGUCCAAAGGGACAGGAUGGGACCAACGAAUACCACAAUAUAUUAACGAACGCUGGCGACUGUGGGCAGAUCAGCUUCAUAAUCUCGACUCGAUACGUAUACCACGCUGCUACUUCUCCUCGUCUCUUCAGAACGGCUUCGAACAUCUACAAAUCCAUCUAUUCGUCGACGCGAGCGAAACCGCUUAUGCCUGCGUAGUAUACUUCCGCUUGAAGACGGCAACCGGCGUGCAAAUCGCACUAGCAGGAGCGAAAACCAAAGUAGCCCCCCUAAAAGCUCUGUCAAUCCCUCGACUCGAGCUCAAGGCGGCCGUUUUAGGAGCUCGUCUAAUGGAGACCAUACAGGCAUAUCACACGUUCCCAUUCGAACGCCGCUUCUGCUGGAGCGAUGCAAACACUGUGCUCGCGUGGAUCCACUCCACCGAUCAUCGUCGGUACCACAAGUUCGUGGCUAUUCGGGUUGGCGAACUUCUAACAACCACACUGCAGUCAGAGUGGCGAUGGGUACCAUCAAAAAUGAACACCGCGGACAUAGCCACCAAGUGGCAUCACGGCUCACAGUUAACGAUGGCCAAAGCUUGGUUUCAAGGUCCGAGCUUUCUCUAUGAGCCCGAAGAAAGGUGGCCAAAUAAAAAAACGAACCCUUCGACUGAAGAAGAGCUGCGACACCCUCACAAUCACCUUACUCAUUUCAUCACCAAAAUUACGUUCGACAAAUUCAAUUUAUGGACGAAACUGCAGCGUGUAACAGCGUACGUACUACGAUAUAUCGACAAUCUUCGUAAACGGAAAAACGGCGAGAACUUGGAACUCAGCAAUCUUACCAGCGACGAGCUCCGGCGAGCCGAAGAAACACUCGUGAAGACUGCUCAAGGUGAAUUCUAUGCGGACGAAAUCAACACUCUCUACAAAACUCGAGGCUCGCCCAAUGAACGCCAUCCCACCGUGAACAAAUCCAGUACUAUAUACACUAGGAGCCCAUUUAUGGAUGAGAAAGGGGUCAUCCGGUGUCGCGGCCGUAUCGGUGCUGCGCCAUAUGCACCGAUGGAAGCUAAGUUCCCAAUCAUCCUUCCUAGACAACAUCAAAUAACCUUCCUCAUUGUAGACUGGACCACCGCCGCUUUCGCCACGCCAAUCGAGAGACCAUUUUCAACGAGAUUCGUCAACGUUUCGAGAUAG